AAGAGUUGGGAUGAAAUUUAGGAUCCCAAAUCCAAAAUAUUUCCCUUUUUUAAGAGAGUGAGAGAGCGCGAGCGCCUUAUCUGCGGCAGUGUGGCUUGACAGUGUAGAAAGAAAGAAAGCGCGCCAAGGACAAAGGAGCAUAGAAUCCAUGGGAAAGGCCAAUUAGUUGUGGCAAUAUGUCGAUUGCAACGACAACAACAAUGGCUAGUACGAGAUUCAGAAAUCAUCAUGGGAAGCACUUGUCACUAUGCACUUCUUCUUCCUCUCUGGCUCAACAACCUGCAUCUACACGCCGGCUUUGUGGUUGUAUGCCUCAAAUUCAAAUCCGAUGCUCUGAUUCGAAUCCAAAACGUGGUUUUGGGCCUCAAAAGGACUCCAAGGCAAACAAAGUCACAACCUCAAGGGAGGAGAAGGGCACAUCUUUACGACAAAGGAAGUCAACCUCUCAACAAUCUGGUGGUCUACCUAGUCAGGCACCUGGGUUAAGAUCUCAAAGUGAUGAAAACUUAAAGAAUAUUGCCUUGGAUCUUCAAUUUGAGGAACGGCUGCAAGCAGUUAGAAGGUCAGCGCUUGAGCAGAAAAAAGCGGAGGAAAACAAAGAAUAUGGAGCAAUUGACUAUGACACCCCGGUUGAGACAGAGCGUAGCAAGAUUGGCCUUGGUACUAAGAUUGGAGUAGGAGUUGCUGUGGUGGUCUUUGGGUUGGUUUUUGCUCUGGGAGACUUUCUUCCCUCUGGAAGUGUUAGUACCACUGAGGAGGCCACAAUAGUCCCAAACAAGAUCUCGGAAGAAGAGAAAGCCAAUCUUCAGAAGAGGCUGCAGCAAUACGAGGCAACACUUCGAAGUUCCCCAGAGGAUACAACUGCUCUUGAAGGAACAGCAGUAACCUUAGCAGAAUUGGGAGAGUAUACACGGGCUGCCACUGUGCUUGAGGAUUUGACCAAGAAGAAACCAAAUGACCCUGAUGCUUUCCGUUUGCUCGGAGAAGUUAAAUAUGAAAUCAAAGAUUAUGAAGGAAGUGCUGCUGCAUAUAAGAGUUCUGCAAUGCUGUCAAAAACUAUUGAUUUUGAAGUUCUGCGUGGCCUAACAAAUACAUUGCUUGCUGCAAAGAAACCAGAUGAGGCUGUUCAUGUCCUUCUGGCGUCUCGUGAACAUUUAAAUGCUGAAAAAUCGAGUGGUGGUAAUAUUGGGGCUGACAGCAGCACAGUGGAAACAAAAUCACAGGUGGAUCCCAUCCAAGGAAGUAUGGCUUCUCGUUCAACUAGAAGCUGCCCGUCAUCUAACAAAAGUGUUAAGGUAGCACUUGCUUGCACUGCUGCUCCUACCUUGCGCUUGAGGCAUGAUAGUACCCAACCUCCCACAACUCUCUCACUGCUUGAGAUUCUGCUAACUGCUGCUUCAAAGCUCUGUGUGCAUCCUGUGACCUUCGUGGAUCUGGUUGAAUUGCUUCUGGGAAAAGCAUACUCAGAUUGGGGCCAUGUCAGUGAUGCUGUGUCUGUUUAUGAUCAACUCAUAUCUAGCCACCCUGAUGAUUUUCGGGGUUACUUGGCCAAGGGAAUUAUUUUGAAAGAAAAUGGAAAAGUUGGUGAUGCAGAGAGAAUGUUUAUGCAAGCACGGUUCUUCGCACCAGAGAAAGCCAAGGCUCUUGUGGAUCGUUAUUCAAGACAAUGA
Molecule: messenger RNA, 1670 nt
Organism: Ilex paraguariensis (yerba mate)
Lineage: Eukaryota; Viridiplantae; Streptophyta; Magnoliopsida; Aquifoliales; Aquifoliaceae
Source: the annotation of a GenBank genome assembly